ACACCCACUUGUGCAUUUCACUGCGACAAUGGCGGCCCGUUGGCAAGUCUUACCUUCUGUGCUUGUCAUAUUUUUGGCAUCUACGCUUAUUCAGGCCGACAAUGGCUUGAAUCUCGAUGUGCCGAACGUCGAGGAGAGUGUACCGGUGCUGCUGUGGCAGUCACCGGCUGCAAAAGGCCAAGUGGACAUCGUGAAAGAUGUGCCCAAGAAGACGGCCGCCGGGCUGGAAAAGGUGGACGAUGAAUUGUUCACCAACUUACUCAAGGAGAAAAUAAGUUCGAAGGGAAGCAAACCGCUUGUCCUCUUGUUCCUGGAGGAGAAUCUCAGUUCGGAAGACUUUGUCACAGACGAAGACAAGGUUUUCCCCCAUCUGCAGAAAAUUAUCGACAAGUCUCGUGACACCAUUUACCUGCCAUCUGUUGUCUCGCCCACCACUGCCCUGAAGGAACUUGACCAGGAUGGCUACACCUGGUUGUCGUAUAACUCUGAAGAACUGCCAGAGAGCGAGUCCAUCAUCCUGGUCAUCAACCUGGACGAUGCCCAGGAGGGCGAGAGCAGACCCCAGAUGCUUUCCAGGCACGAUGAGAAAAUCAGCUCGAUCUACAGUAGCGCCCUGAAGGUGUACAGCAACGUACUUGGAAUCUACACUUCGCGUUACUCGUCCUGGAACUCUGCCGAAGUCUCGGUUCACAGAAUACGGCGUCAAGCUGCUCCGUCGACCUCUGUCACUUACAACAACGGCACUUUUUUACAUGACAGUAACAACAAGGUGGUCAUGUACGUCAGAGGCGACCCGAUAUUGAUAAAGGGCAACACCCCGAUCAGGUUGAAUCUGACCAGCGCCACCACCAUCACUGUCGACGAGAAGCAAGACAUGCAAACCUUCAGCGUCGUCUUCUCUCAGCCGUCCAAGGUGACCCUUCGGUUCCGCUUCCCAAUUCUGUUCACUGGCUACUGGAACAUCGGAGAAGUGGAGGUGCAGAACGGUUCCGACGCGCCGAUUGUUCUGUCGCUCAUGGACAACAUCACUGUUCCUAUGAACUUCUCAUAUCACUGUAGUGCUUACAACACAACCUUCAGAGAGGGCACCAAUGCACUCGUGCUGACUGAAUUCCAGGUGCAGCCAUUCAACUACCAUCUGCGUUUCAACGACGCCUACGACUGCAGCUACUUCUUCACGAUCCCCAUCUUGUCUGGUCUGUUCUGCACCAUUUUCCUGGCCAUCAUCAUGGCGUACGGCCUGUCGAUGAUCCUGGACAUCAAGACCAACGACCGAUUCGACGAUCCCAAGGGCAAGACCAUCACUGUCACUGCCACAGAUUAAUUGAUUUACAUGCAAACAGCGAGCUUCCAGUUCUAGAUUCAGCAGUCAAUACGCAUGUUGUGUAAAUACCACUUGUUGUUGUUGUUAUUAAUGUGGAUCCGUGAGGUGUGCAUAUUUAGAAUGAAUGAGGAUAUAAUUAUAUUUAUUCCCACUUUGAGAUGUAGUUUUUUCGGAGGUGAAUCUGCAACGCACAAAACCGAUUCUCAAUCUCGAUGUAUCUACCGUGGAAUCUCGUAAAAUUAUGAAAAUCGUGUAUCUUUAUCCAGACUUCCCGUUGUAACAUAUCAAAAUGCAACCACAAAAUGUACUCAGUUCUGAAUGGUAUUCUACUAAGAUUUUUAGGGUUUUGAUGAUGUGUACAUAAUUCCAUUUACUUUUGUGAUAUUUGUGUACAUAGUGACUGCAUUUCUCAUUUUUGAACACAAAUCACAGCGUUCAAGUGCAAGCAACAAAAUACCGAGAUCUGUUCAAAUGAAUUUCAAUGUUAUUUUUGAUUGAAUAUAUAUAUUGAGUAAUCCAAUUUUUGCUGUCAAUUAAUGUUUCUCACGUACCAAUAUUAAAAAUGCUUAAGGCGUGGAAUCGAAUUAUAAUGUAUACAAAACGGUUGUAAUUUACGUGUCUUGAAUCAAAGUGUGUAGACACUCGAUGUCAAAAAUUAAAAAUAAAGCAACAAUUGUUAGAACAGGA
Molecule: messenger RNA, 2011 nt
Organism: Cloeon dipterum
Lineage: Eukaryota; Metazoa; Arthropoda; Insecta; Ephemeroptera; Baetidae
Product: V-type proton ATPase subunit S1-like
Exons: 5
Coding region: 29-1324 (431 amino acids)
Source: RefSeq, a predicted model, not a curated record